ACUCGAUUGCUCCUGUCUUCUAAGUCCGGCGCCUCCAGUCCAGUCCCCGCCUCCUCCUCCCGAGCCCGGGCACGGCGCUGCAGAGCGGGACAGGCGUGGACGUGGCCAAGCAGCCGUCCUUUCCAGGCGGAAGGCAGCCACUGCAACCAUGCUGGACUUUGCCAUCUUUGCAGUCACUUUCUUGCUGAUCCUGGUGGGAGCCGUGCUUUAUCUCUGCCCGUCUUCCAGGCAGGCUUCAGGUAUCCCAGGGAUGACUCCGACUGAUGAAAAAGAUGGAAACCUCCCAGACAUAAUAACCAGUGGCAGCUUGCAUGAGUUCCUUGUAAAUCUCCAUGAGAAGUAUGGUCCUGUUGUCUCUUUCUGGUUUGGACAGCGCCUUGUGAUCAGCCUCGGGUCCAUUGAUCUCCUGAAGCAGCACAUCAACCCCAACAGGACAUCGGAUCCCUUUGAAACGAUGCUGAAGUCCUUGUUGCGGUACCAGUCUGGCCUAGGUGGAGAUGUGGGUGAGAGCUGCACUCGAAAAAAGCUGUAUGAAAAUGGUGUGACCAAGUCACUGCAAAGUAAUUUCCUUGUCAUCCAGAAGCUCUCAGAAGAAUUGCUAGCAAAGUGGCUGUCCUUCCCCGAGUCUCAGCAUGUACCCCUCAACCAGCACCUACUAGGAUUUGCAAUGAAGGCGGUCAUGCAGUCAGCAGUGGGCAGUCGAUUUGAAGAUGACCAAGAAGUGAUCCGAUUCCGUAGGAACCAUGAUGCGAUCUGGGCAGAAAUUGGAAAUGGCUUCUUGGAUGGAUCACUUGACAAAAGUGUGACUAGAAAAAAGCUCUAUGAAGACGCUCUGACGGAAAUGGAGAUGGUCUUGAAGAAAGUCAUAAAAGAGCGACAGGGAAAGAACUUCAGCCGGCACAUCUUCAUAGAUUCCUUACUGCAGGGGAACCUGAGUGACAAGCAGAUAUUGGAAGAUACUAUGAUAUUCUCCCUGGCUGGGUCCAUAAUUACAGCAAAGUUAUGCACCUGGGCAGUAUAUUUCCUGACUACCUCAAAAGAAGCUCAGCAGAAACUGUACAAAGAGAUGGACCAAAUUCUUGGAAAGGGCCCAGUUACACAUGAGAAAAUUGAGCAGCUCAGAUAUUGCCGGCAGGUUCUGUGUGAGACUGUGAGGACAGCAAAGCUGACGCCAAUUGCUGCACGGCUCCAAGAGCUGGAGGGCAGAGUUGACCAACAUAUUAUUCCCAAAGAGACUCUCGUGCUGUAUGCUCUUGGUGUGGUGUUGCAGGACAGCUCAGCUUGGCCAUUGCCUUAUAAAUUUGAUCCAGACAGAUUCAGUGAUGAAUCUGCCAUGAGAAAUCUCUCCCUACUGGGCUUUUCAGGGAGCCAGGAGUGCCCUGAACUGAGGUUUGCCUAUAUGGUCGCUACAAUUCUGCUGAGCGUCUUGGUGAGGAAACUCCACCUGCAUUCUGUGGAAGGGCAAGUCAUGGACACAAAGUAUGAACUGGUGACCUCACCCAAAGAGGAAGCAUGGAUCACUGUAUCCAAGAGAAACUGAGGCGAGGAGUGGAAUCCGUUCUCGGGAGAAGAGACUUCUUGCAUCACUCACCACCCUCUGGUCUUUCUCUGUAAUAAUUUGGUUGUCUUCUCAGCCCCAAAUAUUUUACCCCUUUAAGUAAAAUCACCCAACAACAAUAAUAUCAGGUUGCCUGUUAACAAUGAGUGAAUUUAAAGAAAUCUGAAGAAUUAAUGGAGGAAGAGAAGCAGAAUUUUUGGUCCCCCCCCCCCACAUGAGCGCUGCAGGGAAGCUGCCCCUUUUAAUCUAGAAGCCCUUGCCCCUAAUUUCAGAUGUGUGCAGGCAGGUUCCCACCCCCCUCUCUCUUUCCACUUGUAUUUUUAUAUGAAGGGACAUUUUUGUUGUUGUUAGGGGAAGAAGGGAUCUCUUGUUCAAAAUCAAGCCCUGGCAUCGGAAAACACAUUCCAGGGCUAAACCAUGAUGUGACCUGGCCUCAGAUUUAAGCCCUCAUUUUGGAUACAAAAGCAAAUGACUAUAAACUAUCCUUUAACAAAGCUAGUUUGGAGAUCAGAAUCACUUUAAAGGAAUAGUAAUUGUGUAAAAUGCUAAAGUGUCCAUCACACCCCGAAUGUGAUGCGGGGGACGGGACGGGACUCAGUUGGUUUCAAAAGUGAAUUGUAUAAAUCUGUAAAGUAGUAGAAGAUCACUUACUAAAACAGAUCAGUUAUUUACAAGAUGACACUUUUUAAUCACUCUUGUGAUCACAGCCUGAGCCUUGGUCCAGCCAAAAUUGGUCAUGACUAAGCCCCAUUGAAACCUAUGGAACUAGCUAGUCUAAAUUAAUAACACAAGAAAGGUGGUAUAAAAAUGCAACAAAUAAAUCACAAGUUAGUCCCAUUGCUGUCAAUGGGAUUUAGUUGAAACUAAACUUAACAGAACUGGGACCAGUUUAGUUCAAAUGUGAUAUACAGAGACUGUGUGUGGAUUCAGGGUGGAGGUGUUAGUGGCUCUUCUGGAUUUCAUUGAUCUAGAUAGAACAGGGCUGCUGAAUUUCAGCCCUCCUGCAGAUAUUGUCAUACAGCUCUUAUAAUACCUAGCUAUUGGCCACUGUGGCUGGGGA
Messenger RNA from Hemicordylus capensis (graceful crag lizard), 2618 nucleotides. Its product is annotated as cytochrome P450 20A1. The transcript has 13 exons. Gene Ontology annotation, molecular function: heme binding; iron ion binding; monooxygenase activity. The coding region runs from base 149 to 1540 and encodes 463 amino acids. Lineage: Eukaryota; Metazoa; Chordata; Lepidosauria; Squamata; Cordylidae. Gene Ontology annotation, cellular component: membrane. The record is from RefSeq and is a predicted model, not a curated record.